Ipomoea nil (Japanese morning glory) is the source of this 586-nucleotide messenger RNA. RefSeq lists its product as uncharacterized. Bases 27 to 410 code for a protein of 127 amino acids. The record is from RefSeq and is a predicted model, not a curated record. Lineage: Eukaryota; Viridiplantae; Streptophyta; Magnoliopsida; Solanales; Convolvulaceae. The transcript has 3 exons.
UAUUUGUUUGGAUUUGAGGAAUAGCCAUGGCUGCUAACAGGUCUGGUGUCUCCAAUCCGACGGCGAAGGAUCCGAAACUGGAUGAUGAGUUUGAUGAUAUGGAUGAAGAAGACGAUGUUUGGAGCGAUGAUGGGUGGGAGUACGUACUACGUGAAAUUUCAUCUGACGGGCUUAGAAAAGAGGGUCCUGUGAUCCGUCGUCUCUGCAAAUUGGCUUUAACUGAUUACCAGAAUAGCCAUCAGGCAGGAGAAACUUAUGAGUUUGUGAGCCUACAGAAUGUACUGUGCGGGCUUGUUUCGGGUAUAGAGUAUUCCGUUACAUUUUCCCCCAAAAAUAUGAAGAACGAUGUGGUUGAAACAUUUGAAGCUCGUGGUUAUGAUUUUAUAGGAGGAGAUGAGUUGAAAAUUUAGAGUUGCACCCUGAAAUAAUAGGGUAUUUAGCACGACGGUUUGUUUUUAGGAAUGUCAGCACUUCUCUGUUUUUUUUUUUUGUUUUUUUUUUUUGAAUCUUGCUGUAAUUUCCGCUAAUCAAUCUAAUCUAGUAUGUAACUGAAUCAUGAAUAUUAUGGUCUAUUUUGUUAUUGUUU